Sturnus vulgaris (Common starling) is the source of this 2050-nucleotide messenger RNA. RefSeq names its product transmembrane protein 178B (gene TMEM178B). NCBI's taxonomy places the organism in Eukaryota, Metazoa, Chordata, Aves, Passeriformes, Sturnidae. The record is from RefSeq and is a predicted model, not a curated record. Gene Ontology annotation, cellular component: membrane.
AUUGCUCCCCGCCUCUUGCUCCCUCCCUUUCGACCUCGCUUUAAACCCAAGCAAGUGACCGGCCGUCCAGACGAUGAUGCUCUUGCUGAGCCACUGACAAAGAAAAGACAAGUCACCCAUUCCCGAAACCGGGACAACUGGCUGCUUGCAAGCGGGAGAUGUCAGGCUGUUGAACUUUUCUGUCCUGUGAUGAUGCUGAAGUGAGCUUGCUGAUCUGAAAGCCAUCUCUUCUGGAUUUCUGAGCGGGCCAGAUUGAAAGAGAUUAAUGGACUGAUCAGCCAUCAGGUCUCUUCAGGGGGAUUCAUCCCUUCAGCCCCUGUCACUCGGGUGCUUGUGGUGAGGGGUCACUGGUGAAAGGCUGUGUUUCUCCUCACCCGGUCUCCUCUGCAGAGGAGAAGAGGUAGAUGAGACUCCAAGACUGUCUCCAGGACAGAACUUUGUAGUGCUCUCAGCAUCCCUCUGCAGCGUGGAUGUGAGCCACGGGAGUGGGGAUGUUUGAGGCUGUCUGUGCCAAGUGACACCUAGCAGCUGCUCCGGUGGUUUUUUUUCUUUUUUUGCGUGGUCUCACCCCACGGCUUUGCCUGUUGUGAAGAUGUCCAUGGUGUUUCUGUGAAGCUGAGGCAUGGCUGCUGGAAGGUUACUGCUCUAUGCUGGCCUCUCUUUAGCUCUGUGUGCCCUUGGCAUGCUGGCUGUGGCAAUCUGCUCUGACCAUUGGUACGAAACUGAUGCCAGGAAGCACAGAGAGAGGUGCAAGAGCAUCACCACUAAGAGAAAUGAUCCUGGCUUCAUUUAUAACUCCAACAACAACCUGCCUCUCAGGGCCAGCAGGUCUAGGUUGGACCGCUGGGAAGGGAAACUCCUCUUGGCAAGGAACAGGAGGCAGAUCUUUGCGAUGAGCGCGGUCGACGAGUGCAACAGACAGUACAACUCCACCAACAUGGGGCUCUGGAGGAAAUGCCACCGACAGGGAUUCGACCAGGAGCUGGAGGAGCUGAUUGCCAAAGGAGCAAUUGAGCGGUGCUCGUACAUCAAGUACCACUACUCGUCAGCCACCAUCCCCAAGAACCUCACCUACAACAUCACCAAGACCAUCCGCCAGGACGAGUGGCACGCCUUGCAUCUGCGCAGGAUGACAGCUGGCUUCAUGGGCAUGGCUGUGGCCAUCAUCCUCUUCGGGUGGAUUAUUGGAGUGCUGGGGUGCUGCUGGGACCGAGGCCUUAUGCAGUAUGUGGCAGGGCUUCUCUUCCUCAUGGGAGGAACCUUCUGCAUCAUUUCACUGUGCACCUGCGUGGCUGGAAUCAACUUUGAGCUGUCGCGGUACCCGCGCUACCUGUACGGACUGCCCGACGACAUCAGCCACGGCUACGGCUGGUCCAUGUUCUGUGCGUGGGGGGGCCUGGGCCUCACUCUCAUCUCUGGCUUCUUCUGCACUCUGGCCCCUUCUGUCCAACCUGUCCCCAGGACCAACUGCCCCAAAUCUAGACCUGAGAAUGGGACAGUGUGCUAAAACAAAUAGCAAAUGAAUACACACACACACAGACAUAUAUAUAUAUAUAUAUGCCUAUGUAUGCCUAUACAUGCAUAUAUAUGUAUAUAUAAUUAUAUCUAUAUAUAAAAUCUCAAGUUAAUGCCAGUGCCAAGGUAGAGCUGAGUCCAACAUGGCACUCACAUCUCCGCUGGACUCUGUGUUGCUUCAUUCUUUCUCACAGUGAUGGGAAAGCUUUUCUCUCACGUGGCUCUUCCAUCCAACUCUUAACUUCAGCAUCAUACCUUAGAGGUCAAAUGAACCUACAGUUGCACCUACCUACUGCCAUUUGGGAGGGGGAACAGGGGAUCCAUGUGGGGAAUCUGGAACCAGAAUCUGUACAGGACAUGGUGGGGGCAGAAGCGUGGGGGGGAUGACACAAAAAACGUGUCCAUUGCAGCCAGAAGGGAAAAUGCAAACAGCAAGCAAAGGAACAAACGAAGCAUUUGAGCCACUUCAACAACGUACCUCCUCAAGGCCAUAAUCAGAAACCCACCCACGUCCUUUUUCUUUCUUAAAACAAAA